Molecule: messenger RNA, 281 nt
Organism: Dentiscutata erythropus
Lineage: Eukaryota; Fungi; Glomeromycota; Glomeromycetes; Diversisporales; Gigasporaceae
Source: the annotation of a GenBank genome assembly
AUGGCAAUGUUAGCAAAGUUAGUGAUCAAGAAGAAAUUAUUGAAAAUAAUGAUGUUCUUGCACGUGACUGCGUAAAAAAGAAAGAUGCAAGAAAUAUUGAAGAAGGAAAAGAACACAUUAACAUAGGUGUAACCAAUGGGAAAAGAAAGUGGAUACAGAAACAAAUGAAGAAUGAGAAGAACAUAUUGCAUGUGAUUGUAAUCGAAAACAUAAGGGAAAGGGUGUUGAAUCAUUCAGGGAGCGAGAAAUACUUAUUGAGCACAAUCACUGACAACUGCUAA